UUUAAGGUCGAAGGGAGGCUGCAAGCGGUCCUGUGAUUGGUUAAGCGCGUCCGCGGGAAUCCUUUUUUUGCCCCGCUACGUGCGCUAAUUCGAGUUGACGAGCGGCGACGUGAUGCGAGGGUCGGCUGAUGAGAGCGCCGACGGUUGAUGGCCGUCGAGCGGGGUCGUCAGGUCGGCCGAGGAUCGUCGCGGCCGACGCGUACCGCCGCGAGGGAUCCAGGUGAGAAUCCGCGCGAACGGCCGCGCGGCGAGCCGCGCCGCUGAUCCGCGACGGGAAUCGCCGGCGGUCGCAGCGUCGAGUGCGGCGCGCGAGUGCGGCGGACUGGUGAGAACUGAAACUGCCGCACACCGCUCGGCCGUCGAAUCGCGAAACGGGAAACUUUCGUCCAACUCAAUUAGCCCGUGCGAGCGUGCCGUGUCGUGUUCGCGCCUCCCGAAAAGCGACACCGCGACGUUGAAUCGCUUCCGGCUGCUCGGCGCCGCGAGAGGGCCAAUCGCGGUGCCGCGGACUCGUCGUUCAUCGCGUCUGGCGAUUAAUUUAUGAUAAGUGUUUGCGAGCCGCUCGUCGUCGGUGCGUUUAUGCUCGGCGUGCGUGCGCGUGUGUGGGCGCAUGCAUGUGUGCGUGCGUCUGUGUGUAUGUGUGUGGGUUACAUCGCGUCGGCCGGGAGGGGGUUAGCGGCGUUCGCGGACUCAGCGAUUAAUAUGGCGAGACAGGCAUAUUCCGUUGAUUAAUAUGCCGACCGCGAGGAGCGACCGAGAGGCGACAUUUAAAAUUCAUAUCGCUCGCAUAAUCGAUAAUUUGUCACACGCGCUCCCUUUCUGACUUCGUCGGGCCGUCGGGCCAGCAGCGGAAUCUGCGGCCGACCGUUCCAAGGCGAGCUGCGUAUCAAAGGAUCGGCGGCUGCGAAGUACUCCGAAGGAUUCGUCCCGGCGCACUCUCGAGAUUAAAUCGCCGCGCGCGGGAGUUAUAGAGGAGGGCUGAGAAAGAGAAAGACAGAGAGAGAGAGAGAGAGGACUGGCUUAAGGUCCCGCGCGCACUCAUGGCGCCCGCUUAAUCAGGAUGAGAUCCGAGUGCCCGCUGAUAAUGCCGCCGGUGCGACGGCCGGAGGACAGGUUUGCGAAAUGAAAGCUCCUAAGAGACAAUGGAAGCGUCCGCGCGAGCAUGACGGCCUCAUUCAGAGUCGCCGACGGCACGCUUAGGCGGCUACUACCGGGACGCUCGACUCGCCAGUGAGACGGACAAGUGUCGUCGUCGUCGUCGUCGUCGCCGCUCCGCAACAGUGGUGUGGCCGGAGGGAUCAGCAGACACCGGGUACACCGAUAAAAGGACGGUGUUAUGUUAGUGACAAGGCGUCACCCUCUAGGAGGGCGCAUACUACUCGCCCUCUUCCUCCUGAUCGGGAGCUUCGCCUUGUUGUCACGGGCGGCCGCCUUUCCGGAUUGGACCGACUGUCCCGCGGUGUGCCGAUGCAAGUGGACUUCCGGCAAAAAGUCAGCCCUGUGUCCCGACGCCGGUCUGACGUCGCUGCCGGCGUCCCUCGACCCGGACAUGCAGGUGCUCGACCUCUCCGGCAACAAGAUACCGGCGCUGCAGGCGGAGAUAUUCAAGCGGGCCGGGCUGGUGAACCUGCAGCGGGUGUUCCUGCGGAACGCCGGCAUCUACGAGAUCCACGCGGACUCGUUCAAGGACAUGAGGAUACUCGUGGAGAUCGACCUGUCGGACAACUACUUGACGAGCCUGGAGCCGGACACGUUCAUCGGCAACGAGAGGCUGCGCAUCCUGAUACUGAGCGGCAACCCGCUCAGCACGCUCCGCGAGAAGCAGUUCCCGGUGCUGCAGCACCUGCGCAACCUGGAGCUGCAGCGGUGCUCCCUGACCGAGAUACACGGCGACGCGUUCGCCCACCUCACCGGCUUGGAGUUCCUCAAGCUGGACGGUAACCAGCUGGAGUACCUGGAGUCCUCGGUGAUAGCCGGUCUGUCGAAGCUGAAGACCCUGACGUUGGACGGCAACCGGUGGCGGUGCGACUGCCGGCUGCGGGGCCUCCGCGCCUGGCUGAUCCCGGACGCGGCCAGCAAGCUGUACUCCGUCUCUCAGAUCUGCUCGGGCCCGGCCAGGCUGGAGGGUCGUCGCUGGGAGGACGUGAAGGCCGCCGAGUUCGCCUGCGAGCCCGAGGUCUUCGUCCUGGCGAGCAGCAUACAGGAGGAGACGAACGGCAACCUCAGCCUGGCGUGUCUGGCGAGCGGCGACCCCGAGCCGGAGGUCUGGUGGCAGCUGAACGGCGGCCCGGUGAACGCCAGCAGGCCCGAGCAGCCGUACACCGGCACCCUCGUGGUGAGCGGCGACAGGUCCUUCAGGAUCUCCGAGCGGUGGAGCAAUCUGACGGUGUACAACGCGAGCGACGGGGACGCCGGCGAGUACGCCUGCUUCGCCCGGAACGUCGCCGGUCUGGCGCGCGACACCGUCAACGUGGCGAUACCCCGCGUCUACACGGCGCCGACCCUCUCGCAGAGCGACAACUGGCUGCUCUGGGUGAGCCUGGCGGGCGGCGGCGCCGCCGCGGUCUGCGCCUCCAUCUCGGCGGUGCUGCUCGCGCUCUGCCUCUGCGGCGGCACGCGCCGGCACAGCAAGCGCGAGAAGGUCAAGCUCCAGGGCAGCGGCAGUUUCGGCGAGCAGGAGAAGAAGCUGCUGGACCUCUCGGUCACCACCACGCCCGGCAACAGCAACGACCGCGGCAGCGGCCACGGCAGCCUCGGCGAGGCCUGCAGCACCGGCGACCUCGAGCUGGCCGAGCGCGGCUCCAUCUGCGACCCCAUGCCCGCCGCGGCCGUCACCGUCGAGCGGCUGCGACCGGAGACCGCCAUCCGCGCGGUCACCUGCGCCGCGGUCUUCCCGCCCCCGCCGCCGGAGUUCACCAGCGGGGUGCUGCCGGCCGGUAUCUUCGGCAACAUCUUCAUCUCGGUGUCGCAGGACUCCUCCGAACGCUGCUACCCGGACCUCCUCGACAUCCCCGUCCACGCGGUGAGCGGCGCCGCCGGCGUGAAGACCACCGCGGCCCUGCCCGCGAGCGUGAACGUGUCCAGCUUCGCGACGCUGCCGCGUCGGGCGUUGCGCACCGCCGAGGUCGGCUCGCCUUACGACAAUAUGGGCCCGCGGGUCACCGCCAACGGCAGCUCCGCCUUCUCCUUGACGGACGUGGACCUGCGGCUGUCGCCGCCGCCGCCGCCGCGGAUCAUCCAGCCGCCGCACCAGUUCGUCUCCCUCUAGGCCGUCCCUCGUGUCAUCGGGACGCGCGCUCUUGACUGCCAAUCGUCGAAUCCAAAUUUUCAAGUAGCGUUCACUCAGCCUCGAAUAGAUCAC
This is a messenger RNA of Dinoponera quadriceps, 3361 nucleotides long. RefSeq names its product leucine-rich repeat-containing protein 24-like. The transcript has 3 exons. Bases 1337 to 3268 code for a protein of 643 amino acids. Gene Ontology annotation, molecular function: protein binding. NCBI's taxonomy places the organism in Eukaryota, Metazoa, Arthropoda, Insecta, Hymenoptera, Formicidae. The record is from RefSeq and is a predicted model, not a curated record.